Lingula anatina is the source of this 1644-nucleotide messenger RNA. RefSeq names its product tubulin beta-4B chain. Gene Ontology annotation, cellular component: microtubule. NCBI's taxonomy places the organism in Eukaryota, Metazoa, Brachiopoda, Lingulata, Lingulida, Lingulidae. Gene Ontology annotation, biological process: microtubule-based process. Gene Ontology annotation, molecular function: GTP binding; GTPase activity; structural constituent of cytoskeleton. The record is from RefSeq and is a predicted model, not a curated record.
ACUUAGCAACAACGGCUGACAUCCAACGGAUGACAGCAACGUAUAAAAGGAAGCUGCAUUUGAAUGUUCAUCAGUUAAAGCGGUAAAAAGGGGGAAUCUGAUUUAAAUUCACUAGAUAUAAGUCCAUCAAAACCGUUGACCAAAAAUGCGUGAAAUAGUUCAUCUGCAAGCAGGCCAGUGUGGCAAUCAAAUCGGGGCAAAGUUUUGGGAGGUGAUCUCAGAUGAGCAUGGCAUUGAUCCAACAGGCACCUACCAUGGCGAUUCAGAUCUGCAAUUGGAAAGAAUCAACGUGUAUUACAAUGAAGCAACAGGUGGAAAAUAUGUUCCCCGUGCAGUGCUUGUGGAUUUGGAGCCUGGAACCAUGGACUCCGUCAGAUCUGGACCUUUUGGACAAAUAUUUAGACCAGAUAACUUCGUCUUUGGUCAGAGUGGUGCUGGAAACAAUUGGGCCAAAGGUCACUACACAGAAGGUGCUGAACUUGUAGACUCUGUAUUAGAUGUGGUGCGAAAAGAGGCAGAAAGCUGUGACUGUCUUCAAGGCUUUCAACUCACACAUUCUCUUGGUGGUGGAACUGGCUCUGGAAUGGGAACUCUUCUCAUCAGCAAGAUUCGUGAAGAAUACCCUGACAGAAUCAUGAAUACAUUCUCUGUAGUGCCAUCUCCUAAAGUAUCAGACACUGUAGUCGAGCCAUACAAUGCUACCCUGUCUGUGCAUCAGCUCGUUGAAAAUACAGAUGAAACUUACUGUAUUGACAAUGAGGCUCUGUAUGACAUUUGUUUCCGCACAUUGAAACUAACAACCCCAACUUAUGGCGAUUUGAAUCAUCUUGUAUCAGCCACUAUGUCUGGUGUCACAACAUGUCUCCGCUUCCCAGGCCAGCUGAAUGCAGAUCUGCGUAAAUUGGCUGUAAACAUGGUACCGUUCCCCCGACUCCACUUCUUCAUGCCAGGGUUUGCUCCUCUCACAUCUCGUGGUAGCCAGCAGUAUCGUGCUCUGACUGUCCCUGAGCUAACCCAGCAGAUGUUUGAUGCCAAGAACAUGAUGGCUGCUUGCGAUCCUCGCCAUGGACGCUACCUUACUGUUGCUGCUAUGUUCCGUGGUCGCAUGUCUAUGAAGGAAGUUGACGAGCAGAUGCUGAAUGUGCAGAACAAAAACAGCAGCUACUUUGUUGAAUGGAUUCCCAACAAUGUGAAGACUGCAGUCUGCGACAUUCCACCUCGUGGAUUGAAAAUGUCUGCCACCUUCAUCGGUAACAGUACUGCUAUCCAAGAGCUGUUUAAGCGUAUCUCUGAGCAGUUCACCGCUAUGUUCCGGCGCAAGGCUUUCUUACAUUGGUACACUGGUGAGGGUAUGGAUGAGAUGGAAUUCACUGAAGCAGAGUCCAACAUGAAUGAUCUGGUGUCUGAAUACCAGCAGUAUCAGGAUGCAACUGCAGAAGAAGAGGGUGAAUUUGAUGAAGAGGAAGAAGAGGAGAUGUAAUGGGUUAAGACUGAAUAUUGAAAAUGUUGACUGUCAACUCCAUUUGAGACUAAAAGAAUGAACAUUUUUUAUCUAGUCACUAUUCAGAGUUGUGAAAAUGUGUAGAUUGCAUUCAUGUUUGAUGUGGAUUUUUAUCCUGCAUGAAUAAAAAAUACUUCAACUUA